UCAACUCAAGUGCAAAUAUUAGUAUUUAGAAGAUCAGUCAAGAUUGUACUGCCAGUUAAGCGAACCGUGGCACUGAAUCAAGAACGCAAACGUAAACUGUAGUUCGGGUCCAUUGAACUAGUUCAGCGUUGAACUGCAGCACACAAACAUCAAUGUAUUUUUUACAUCCCUACACUGCUUCAUUUUUAUUUCACGGUGCAACAAAAUACAGAGGAGAAAGAAAGGGGGCUUCCGAAUUGAAUUAUCCAAAAUAAAAGCCAUGGACGCAGCUACAGUAGGGUCCCAACACACUGCGAACGAUAUGAAGCCACAAGCACCAAGCCAGCCGCCGGCCCCGGCGGUCGCAAAGGCAACAAACGAAAAUGGUGUACAAACAGGAGGAGCAAAAAAAUCAGAAACUAAAACUGGCUCUGAAUCAACACAUUCCAAUAUGGUGGCUGAAAAAGUGGAAAAGGUGGAGAAAUCAAAGGCCGAGGUGUCCACUGAGAAAGUAUUGAUUACCAUAUGCAGUGCCGAUCGGAAGACCAAGAAGACGUUCAUGUCCAUGCCCACGAGGAAGGAUGUGAUAGAUAAGGCCCACAAGUAUGGCCUAGCCGGCAACACCAUUGUCCUGGAGAGCAAUGGCUGCGAGAUCUGCGAGGAUGAGGUCCUCUUGUUUGCAGCCAAGGAGAAGAUUCUGCUAAUGCUGCUGGCCGAAACGGACGAAUAUGUAAUUCUGCCUCCGCCCUCGCCACUGAGCCGAUCGGAGCGUGCUGGCAGCUCGGUGGAUCCCAGUUUCUAUGCCCACAACAGUAUUGUAUCGAAUGCCAAUGACUCGACCGUCUCCAAUGACGAGACUCUGUCCCUGGCCAGCGUUACGCCCAGCAAUUCAAAGACGUCGGGGCUGUUUAAAGAAUUUUCGAUACCUUGGAACAAGGUACCCAAUGAUAUAAUGAAAUUGCUGCGAGGAAAGCACAGCCUGGGCAAGCGCCUGAAUACGUUUGGCAAUAUCCUUGUGGAUGCAUUGCGGGAGUGCUCUGUUCAUAUACCCAUACGGGUGUUCCGACAAGUGGCCCAGCAGGCGGCCGAAAAGUACCCAGAUUCGUUGCUGGAAAAGGAUCGCGAAGGUCAACUGAUAGCCACCACGCCCCAGUCUCUCAUCUCGAAAAUGAUAAACCGCAACAAUGCCCUGAACAGGCCGCAGAAGCGAACCAGCGGCUCGAGCAACUCGGGAAACUUUGAGAUACACAUCAGCAGCAAGAAGCGCAAGUCCAGUGUGGGCGCUACCUCAGCGGCCAAUGGCGAUGCCAAGGCCAAGGACCUGGCAGCCAAUCGGGAUCUGGAGGAGAAGAAAGAGCUGCUCAUCUCAAGCUACCGCGGCAGCACCACUGUCGAGCCAGCCACCAUUACCGAGUAUAUGAAGGAAUGCUUCCCGCUGCAGCGCGCGUUCUUUAACAACAACGAAAAGAUUCCCGACAUUACGUCCAUUAAAAAUAAUUGGCCGUAUAUCUUUAACAAAGAACUGCUGUACCAGCACUUUGAGCUGCUCAUGUCAAUCGAUCCCCGUGUGCUGGAGAAACGUUUGACUGGCGAAAAGGAGCGCAUAUUCAGGUUCUUUAAGACAUCAAAGAACAAGAAGAUCAGUGCCCUGGAGGAGAGCAAUGCCAAUUUGUUGCGCGGCCUGGCCUACCAUUUCAAUGAGGAUCCCGAUUACAUAUUCAAGCAGCUGGACAAAGGUCCCUAUCCCAAAGAUGUGCUGCAGCAAAUGAAUCCCACAAAUGCCCCAUGGGUGGCUCUAGUCAAUUCGCCUAUCACAACAGACAAUGGUGUGGAAUUGCAGAGUGAGGCCAUGGUCUAUAUUGAGGGCCAAAUAAUGGCCCAAUUUAGCGCCAAUGAUGGCGAUCUGCCCGACAUAAUUGCCCAAUUGAUCUGCUACUAUUAUACCUUCAACAUGAUGUACCCCAAGGAAGCCAAUCAAACACUCGAAUUUAUGGUCAUCUACUUUCUGCAGCAUGUCCCCGAGCAGGCGCGCAACUCCAAAAAGGCAGUCACAGCCAACAGCAAAUUCAACCAGCUAAUUGCCAAGCUGGCCAAUGCAAAUGGCUGAAAAUCCAUAAGCCUCAAAUCAAUCAAGCAUCAAUCUCCUCCACUUCCUCGCUCUAUGGAAACCGCCUCUUUGGAGUAUGGAGUACAUGGAGUCUCAUUCUGUUUAGUUUAUUUAUUAUUUUUGCAGACCUAUUCCACUUGUAUUUGUACCACUAUGUCUAAGAUUUACAUAAAUCGUGUAGUAAUGUUGUGUAUA
Messenger RNA from Drosophila persimilis, 2281 nucleotides. RefSeq lists its product as uncharacterized. NCBI's taxonomy places the organism in Eukaryota, Metazoa, Arthropoda, Insecta, Diptera, Drosophilidae. The transcript has 4 exons. Bases 260 to 2086 code for a protein of 608 amino acids. The record is from RefSeq and is a predicted model, not a curated record.